CUGGGGGCAGUGGGCGGGGCCGCUGAGCAGGGAGAGGAGAUAAAGUCCUGGCUGCGGGCGGGUCAGUAAGCUGUUGGCUGCAGGCAUUUCAGUCAUGGCUUCAGCACAGUCUGUGCUCAUAUUUGCUGUGUGUGUUCUAUUGAUAUCUGAAAUAAUACUUGCAAAGAAGACUUAUUAUGAAAUAUUGGGGGUUCCAAAAAAUGCUUCAGAGCGACAGAUCAAAAAAGCUUUUCAUAAACUUGCAAUGAAAUACCACCCUGAUAAAAAUAAAAGUCCUGAUGCUGAAGCAAAGUUUCGGGAAAUAGCUGAAGCAUAUGAGACACUUUCUGAUGAAAAUAAACGGAAAGAGUAUGACCAGUUUGGGCAUGAUGCUUUCGCAAAUGUUGGAAAGGGUUCGAAUGACCAGCACUUCCACCAACCUUUCCAUUUCAAUUUAGACGACCUUUUCAAGGACUUUGACUUUUUUGGUGAGAGUCAGCACACUAGAUCUAAGAGGCAAUUUGACAGCCAUUUUAGGAGCCAACAGGAAUCUCAUAAUAGACACAGACGUCACUUUGAAGACUUUUCCUUUGGAGGAGGACUGUUUAAUGACAUGUUUGAAGAUAUGGAGAAAAUGUUUACUUUUGGCAGCUUUGAUAACGCUCAGCGACACAACGCAAGAGCAGAAAAUGUGUUUAGUGGGUCCAGCAAACAUUGUAGAACUGUCACCCAGCGUAGAGGAAACAUGGUUACUACCUACACAGAUUGCUCAGGACAAUAAAUGCUGUUUGUGUACUAAAACUCAAGUUAUAGGUAACAAAGUUGCGCUCUAAUGAACAGUCUGCUAUUAAGCUUUUAUUCUAGACUUCAGAAGUACUGGAGAGUGGUAGCAGAGUAUAAAGCAAUUUUCAGCAAUCAAUUUGUGUUUACAAUGAGCAACUCACCAUGGAAGACUGAAAUCAACAUUAGUAGGGUGCUAAAUAUUUUCCUAGUGGCUAUUUAUUUGAAAAUAUGUACAAAUGUCUCAGUUGCAUUGGGGGAGUCUACAAUCUCAAACCUAAAAGCUAUUUCUGUGUGUUCCAAAUCGGUUUUUGUAAUCUCUUCUUGCAUGAGGAAAUGGGCAAUAACUAAACGUAUUCUUGUGUUUUUAAGGUUCUAGAUUUUAUAGUAAUCUAUGCAAAUUUGAUUUCUAUUUACAUAUUUUCUUCCGUGCUGUAAAAGCUGUUCUUCACCUAACAGUCCUUUUUUGAGUUUUCAGAACUUUCUGAAGUCAACCGAAUGAGUGUUUGUCUUGCUCUUUCCAGACAUUCCUAACACAUCAGAAAUGCUGAACAUGCUUAGUCCUAUGACAUUGUAUCCGUACACCUAGAAUAGUGGAAAAUUGAGAUGGGAAAUUGACUAACUUUAAACCCAAAAUUGAAGUAUUUCUCCAAUCUGGCCUUAUUUUGUUUCUUCCCUUCUCUGUGAUUCCCAUUUUAGAGUGACACCGUAGGCACCAUAACUGUCUCUUCUGAUUGAAGUAGUUAUAGUAUCUGGAUUCCUCUGGCUCUGCCUUUCCAAUCAGCAUGGAACCGUUUUUUAAUAUUUCAAUGCUUAACAAUAAUCAUGGCAACAUAUCCCCUCUGUGCUCCCUGGACUGAGUAAUCAUUAGCCAAUCAGACUUCUAUUGCUGCUUAGGCUAAGUGUGCCAGCAGACUGCAAUCAGCCUAUCACAGUGCCACUGCAGGCUACGGGAAGAUGCUCCUUCAAUGUUAAAGUGCUCAGAAUGGUUUGACCCUGAAUGGAGGAAGUGUCAGGCACAAUAACAAACUCAAUGCGAUUACAUAGUUUUAGUGCUUACAGCAACUCCAGAUGUUGCUGAACUACAACUCCCAUGAUUCUUUGAAUGAAAUAGCCAAUCAUGGGAGUUGUAGUUCAGCAACAUCUGGAGGGCCAGAGUUUGAACACCCCUGACUUAUUCUAGUGUCCCAUUACAGAAUGUGCUCAUUUAGCCCUCCGCUCUCGUUUGGUGGCAUGGGAAAUAAUGGCCACUGCAAAAAGAAAGUUCCAACUUGUUUUGCUUUCUCAGAAGAAUGAAAACGUUUUAAAAUUGGCAUUUAGCACUUUCAGCCUUUGCAUGUAGUGUAUCAUUAAAUCUUUACAUGGUAUGUGGUCCCAUUUCAAGUGCACUCGACCAAGGCAGUUUAAAAUAAAUAUGCAUAUACUUUUUUUUUUUUUUCUUCCCCAAUAAUAUGAACAAAUGCUGCGCUCAAAAUGUUAUUGGGCUUCUUCUGCUCCUCAAACUUUCUUGAUUUGUUUUUUCUCCUAACAAGAAACAAAUCUUAGACUUAAAUCCUAACUUUACUUGCAAGGAGUCAAUCCAUUGAAUGAGGUUCAUGUCCGCAUAUAGUGAAACCUCUUUAAAGGACCAAACUUCUGGAAUAAAAGGGAAUCAUGACAUGUCACACGUCAUGUGUCCUUAAGGGGUUAAUCUAUCAAAGGGGAUAUCUCAAAAAGGAAUAGACCCCCACAUUCCCUAAUAAAGGAAAGCACUGCAGCAUUUUGUCCUUGACAUGGUUAUAGAACACGCGUGUUGCAUUUCACAUUGACUUUUUUAUUUCUAAAAAUUUGAAUUUUCUUACAAAUCUUCCAUGAAACUGUAUUUUUGAAGACUCUGCUUUUUAGAAUUAGUGUACACAAACUAGUUGUUUAUGGCAACCAAUACUAGCUCUUAAACAUUCUACUCGCAGAUGUGCUUGUUUGGAUUGAUUUUUGGUUUUUUCCUUGUCAAUCUUUUAAUUUGGUACUUGCCUUGCCUGACGUUUCCUGAAAGGUUAUUUAACCUAUAUUCUUUGGUAAUGCUUCACUUUUUAAUGUGAAACAUUACAAAACGUGCAAUAUCUUACAGUAUAUUUCCUUUCCUUGUGUGCAAAGUGAUCAAAUGUUCUAUUCUUUUUGUGUUUUAACAAUUUAAUUCUGCACUUUGUCUUUACCAUACUCCAUAUGAAUAUAAAUCCUAUG
Messenger RNA from Pelobates fuscus (common spadefoot toad), 2979 nucleotides. It is a transcript of the gene DNAJB9, whose product is annotated as DnaJ heat shock protein family (Hsp40) member B9. Gene Ontology annotation, molecular function: protein-folding chaperone binding; misfolded protein binding. Bases 95 to 760 code for a protein of 221 amino acids. NCBI's taxonomy places the organism in Eukaryota, Metazoa, Chordata, Amphibia, Anura, Pelobatidae. The transcript has 3 exons. Gene Ontology annotation, cellular component: endoplasmic reticulum. The record is from RefSeq and is a predicted model, not a curated record.